Molecule: messenger RNA, 702 nt
Organism: Rhineura floridana
Lineage: Eukaryota; Metazoa; Chordata; Lepidosauria; Squamata; Rhineuridae
Product: gastrokine-1-like
Exons: 6
Coding region: 1-702 (233 amino acids)
Biological process (GO): regulation of cell population proliferation
Source: RefSeq, a predicted model, not a curated record
AUGAAAACACAAGCCGUCAUAGAGCGUAGUCCGCGACGAAAGACAGUAGCGACAGGGGAGGAGGAGUCCCAGGAGGAGUCCCAGCAAAAGCAACGAGAGAAAGCCAGGGCGCCACGGCGACCACAGGAGGCACAAGCCACAGCAACAGGCGAAGAGAGCAGCAACAAAAGGCCAAAGAUUCUGACUGCCAGUCUCCUGGGGCUGUUGAUGAACUCAGCUUUUGCAAGCAAUGCUAUCCAGCUUAUAAACAAGGGAAACGAUGGAGGAACUGUCUACCAGACAGUAAACAUCAACCAUAACACCAACGUUGCUACCUUUAACAUUUACUCCGGAUUGCACUCAACCAAUGCCAUUGUGGACUACAACAGUGGUGUUGUUGUUUACCACAUGCCCUACAAGAGGGUGUGUGUUGUGUCCAAGAUGAACCUGGAAACCUUUCCAAGUAUCUCACAGCUCGACAACAUGGUCCACGAGGGGCAGCCUCCGUUGCAUUCCCUAUACAGAAGCUAUGGAGUUUCUCGCAGGCUUGUCACAAACGUCGCAGACUUUGGAGGCCCCAUCCAAGCCAUUUGUGAAGGCCUGACGACCUACUGGGCUACUGAGUUCCAAAGGCCACAUCCAUUAGUCGGAGGCAGGGGCUGUGCAGAACUGAAUCUGCUCAUUCUGGAUGUCAGCUUAUGUGGAGACACCUCCCUCUUCUAA